Sycon ciliatum is the source of this 4372-nucleotide messenger RNA. RefSeq lists its product as uncharacterized. Gene Ontology annotation, molecular function: ATP binding; protein binding; protein kinase activity. NCBI's taxonomy places the organism in Eukaryota, Metazoa, Porifera, Calcarea, Leucosolenida, Sycettidae. The record is from RefSeq and is a predicted model, not a curated record. Gene Ontology annotation, biological process: protein phosphorylation. Bases 216 to 4055 code for a protein of 1279 amino acids. The transcript has 6 exons.
GAGGUGUCCGAGUCCGCAGUCUGGCCACGCUACACAUCGCAUGUGUUCGAAGAGCUGGGAAAAGUCUACCGGUACGGCGGUAGUCGCUGCCAAAUCGCCGAAGCAAGAGGCAAACGCAUACAUAGCAGCGCGGUUCGAAGGUGCCACUUGCUCUUCAUUCAUACCAAGUCCAAAAGCGAGAAGGGUGAACUCAUGAAAAUAUCACCUAUGGGGCUAUGAAACCUGGCGCGAUGGCUGGCUUGGGACCAGUUUCUCUGUUGCUGGACCGUGUGCUACUUUACUCUCUUCUCCUCGUGUCCGCUACUGAGGGGAAGCAGCUUGUUCAAGGUCAUAACCGCUUUGCCACGCUCGACAUCACCUCUGCCAACGUCCCGUCGGGUCGGAAAUGGACAAGUACCGCAGUGUUAUCGCUGGGCAGAGGCCGGUCUUCUCCAGCUGCCGCUGCUUCAACGGGACCUGCUUCUGGCAGCGGCCGCUUGCCGUCGCUAUCGUCCAGCACCGGCACAUCACCUCACGUCCUGCUCUUUGGAGGGACGGCACAGCAUACGGAGGGAGGGACGUGGCUCUAUGACGUUCUGGGUAAUAGCUGGUGGAAGUGGCCGGCUAUGGCUGACUGGGCUGCAAAUUUGCUGUCGCCAGCACCCCGUUACGGGCACACGGGCACAUCUAGUAGCCUGCCGGCGGACUCCUCGGCUCAACUGAUGGUGAUGUUUGCAGGACGGAAUGUGGUCGGCUACAAUGACCUCUGGCUGUUCCUGGCCAAUCGCCUUGAGUGGAUGCCACUGUUGCCAUGGGAAGACCACUGGCCAAUGACGCGAUGGCUCCAUACCAGUGUAUUCAUAGGCACUCAGUCUAGAGCAGCAGGUAACACCGUCCAUCGCUUUCUAGUGUUCGGCGGCAAUACGGACGGCAACACAAAACAGCAGCUGCAGGCGGAGGAAGAACAGAUUAUUGGCAUUACAGCGCUCAAUGAUCUCUGGCUUUUGGAAAUAACGGCGUGGGCCGACGACGCUAACUACACGGCGACAUGGAAGCAAGUAGAACAAGACAACAGUACUGGGAAGGUCUGGCCUGGUGCACGCGCCUCACAUGUUGCAGUAUGGGCGAAUAAUCGCCAGAGUAUGAUUGUGAUUGGUGGCGAGGGCAACGGCUUCUACUACAGUGAUAUCUGGGAGUAUACGUACACAGUAGCACUGUCCGGUGCGUGGAAGAAACUGGUGCCUGACUUCCCGGGCCAGCAGGCUGGUCAGCCAUAUUACCAGCAGACAGCUACGUACUGGGAAGCAGCCAGCUGUGUUGUGCUGUUUGGCGGUGUUGAUAUGGCAAUGACGCGCGCACUCUGGAUAUACUGUUUCAACAGUGGCCGUGACGGCAUCUGGUCCCUGCUCGACACACAACCAUCUCUGACCAUUCCGCCAUCGAUGAGUGGCAUGGACAGUGUUCUCAUUGGCCAGCGCAUGUACUUGUUUGCAGGCUAUCAGGAUAAUGACAAGGAGAUAUCGCUCAGCCAGCCCUGGUCGCUCUACCUGGAUCAGACAGCGGCGGAAGGCGUUUGGUUCCAGCUUGCUCCACCGCAAAUCAAGCCGAACAGUCGGCGAUCACACACAGCUGUGUCCACUAGCAACUCCACAAUGGUGGUGUACGGCGGUGCAACAACUGACAUUGAAUGGCCGCGCUUCUCGCUGGAGUCGAAUAACGUCUGGGUGCUGAACAUCACCGCCGGGUACUGGACAAAGUACUCGCAGAACAAUGGUACAGUCGGCGUGGAUGUGCCGAUUCACAGGGCAGCACACAGCGCCGUACAGCACGGAUCCUACAUGUAUGUGUUUGCUGGCGUGACCAUGCUGGAGCACGAGGUCGAGCUGCUGGACGACAUGUGGCAAUGGUCACUCAUCACGCACACUUGGCAACGGUUUGAACCAGCCACCGUCCUGCGCCCCACCGCCCGACGCAGUCACACGGCCAUAGCCACAUCGGAAGGCAUGCUGGUCUUUGGCGGGAUAUCAAACAUCACCGGAGAAGCAUUGCAAGAUUUGUGGGAGUUCUCCUUUGAAUCGUCCAGCUGGACUCCGCUAGCUAACAGCUCCGACCUGUGGCCAUCACGCAGGUUUGGUCACACGGCCGUGCCAGUGGCUGACAAUAUGGUUGUCUUUGGUGGGGUUAACCUCGGCCAGCGUGUAGCGGAUCCCAGUGUUUGGCGUUACUUGACGGCAAAUGCAACGUGGGAGAGACUAAGCGACACUGUUCCCACUGGGCUCAGCACACCUUACUUUCACUCAGCGUCAAGCUAUGGUAACAAGAUGAUCAUCACUGGCGGCUGCAACAUCAAUAGGGCCAUCUGGGAACCGAAAGAGCUGACACUGGAUCGCCUGAGCUGCCUGCCGCAGUACCAGCUUGACUUCCCCACGUCGGUAUGGAUGUUUGACACACUGACUGCUAGCUGGGAGCAGUUAUCGGUGGAGGACGCCGUCGGUUUCCGCAUAAUGCACACGACGGUGAUGUUGGGCAAUGUUCUAACACUGUACGGCGGCUAUAACAAUGACCAGCUGCACCCGCCCAAGCGAGAACUGAUCGCCAUGCGCCCCGGCUGCAACGUGGGCCAUUUCUCCUGGUCGCUAUACCGUCAGUCCUGCUCGCCCUGUCCGCAGGGGACAUACAGUGCAACGUCGGGCGUCAGGCGCUGCACGGAGUGCCCGACGCUGACCACCACCGUCGCUGGCUCUCUGGCUACCAACCUGCUCAACUGCACGGAGUGCAAGGCACCGGCGUGCCACGGCCACGGCACGUGUAGCGCGUCGCUGCCCGAGGGACAGGUGGUGUGCAAGUGCGUGUUUGGCUACAUCAGCUCCGACAUGUGCCAGAACCCAGUGUACUACUACCUGAUCUUCUUCGCCCUGUUCGGUCUGAUUGUGAUCGUGGCCGGCAUUCUGUUCAUGGUGCGUGUCAGACGCAUGCUGAGACUUCAGCAGCUCCGCGCCAAGAAACUGCGCACAUCCCGCUGCGAGUUGGCACGCCUGACCCAGGCAUGGUACAUUGAGGAGAGCGAGCUAGCCGUGCGGGAGCGCAUCGACGCCGAGUCUCCCGGCAGCUUUGGAACAGUUGUGCUGGCCGAGUAUCGAGAAAUGCCCGUGGCUGUCAAGCACCUACACAAACACGUCAGUAGUCCCCGCAAUGAGCGGGAAUUUGAGGAAGAGGUUCGGUUCAUGAGAAGACUGCGUCAUCCUAACAUUGUUCUGUUCCUGGGUGGAGGCAAGUUCUCCAAGACGUCGACGAUCGGUCCAGGCGGUGUGUCCUUCCUAGUCAUGGAGUACAUGCAGCGCGGCACGCUGGCAUCCCUGCUGCGCAAUGACACGGUGCACAUCGACACCUGCCAGAGCCUGCGCUUUGCACUGGACGCGGCCAAGGGCAUGCGCUUCCUGCACAGCCGCAACCCGCCGUGCAUCCACCGCGACCUCAAGAGCUCCAACCUUCUGGUCAGUGAACGCUGGGUUGUCAAGGUGGCUGACUUUGGUGAAGCCUGCCCUCUGUUCAAGCUGCACCGAAAAGGAAAGGCACAGAAACCCAGUGCAAACAAGAGGGCACAAUCGCCUGUAGGCAACGGUGACUCUGGCUUGCACACACGCCUACUGUAUGGCUCGUCCCUUAACUCUGGUCUGGAUGUGUCAGUUGAAAUACAGGCUAGCAUGGGAGAAGAUGAACGCUCGGCACUACUACGAGAAGGCAGCUGCGAACUGUCGUCUGACGUAGGAACGCUGAUGUGGCAAGCGCCCGAGAUGCUCCGAAAGCAGCCGUAUGGACCCAGUGCUGAUGUUUAUAGCUUCGCUAUUGUUCUGUGGGAGAUAGCAGCACGCAAGGUGCCGUACAGAGACAUGCCGUCGCUGACGUCCAUCAUGAAGUAUGUGCUGGCUGGCAAUCGGCCGGCCAUUCCGUCCGACUGCCCCUCGCCCUUUGCCGAGCUGAUGGUGAAAUGCUGGCACGACGACGGAAAGGAACGGCCCACGUUCCACGACAUCGUAGCCAAUCUCGAUAGUCAGCUGGAAUCGUGGAGUCCUUAGCAGUUAGCAGUGCUUUUCAGUCAUUGUUGAUGCCCGCGAGGCAACGAUAUUUAGGAAUGAUUUCUAUUUUGAGCAAAUAAGAUUGCAAACCACCCCGAAAAGUGUUUUUAUUGAAUUUUUCCAUGUUUUUCAUAGUCAAUAAUUGUUAUUGCCUGCGAGGUAUAUAUCUUAGGCAUGGUUUCUAUUUUGAGCUAAUAACAGACCAACCCGAAAAGUAUUUUUAUCGAAUUUUUCAUUCUUUAAAUGUCUUGAAUAAUGAGCAGAUGGCAAAUAAUUGCUUCCCCUAACAAAAAGCCUGCCUGAAACCCUAUGCUCAA